Molecule: messenger RNA, 4496 nt
Organism: Belonocnema kinseyi
Lineage: Eukaryota; Metazoa; Arthropoda; Insecta; Hymenoptera; Cynipidae
Product: xanthine dehydrogenase-like
Exons: 2
Coding region: 132-4241 (1369 amino acids)
Molecular function (GO): molybdopterin cofactor binding; xanthine dehydrogenase activity; FAD binding
Source: RefSeq, a predicted model, not a curated record
UCAAGAAAAAACAAAAUUUUAUGUAAUAAAAAAAAAAUUCUCAGUCAAAAAUCACUUUACACCAAUAAAACUAUUGGACUCAACCAAUUAAAGUUUCCAAUUGACGCAUAAGACACACAUUUUCUCUAAAAAUGAGAAAAGCUCUUCUUCAGACAUACGCAAAAAACACAACAGAAGAUGAAGCUGGAAAUAGUAAGCAAGAUAAUAGAAAUCCUAAUGAAUCAAAACCACUCAAAUUUAGUAAUACACUUAUAUUUUACGUGAAUGGAGUAGAAGUAAAAGUCAGUGAAGUGGAACCAGAUUGGACCCUACUUUAUUAUCUUCGCAAUAAAUUAGGAUUAACUGGUACAAAAUUAGGAUGUGCAGAAGGAGGAUGUGGUGCAUGUACUGUUAUGGUUUCCAGGUAUGAUCGUACGCAAAACAAGCUCAUUCAUUUUUCAGCAAAUGCAUGUUUAAUGCCAGUAUGUGCUGUUCAUGGAUUAGCAAUCACUACAGUCGAAGGUAUUGGCAGCACAAGAACAAAACUUCAUCCAAUUCAAGAACGGAUUGCAAAAUCCCAUGGAUCGCAAUGUGGCUUUUGCACACCUGGAAUGGUGAUGUCAAUGUACGCCUUAUUAAGAUCCAUGCCGGAACCGAGAAUGGAAGAUUUGAAAGUAGCAUUUGAUGGGAAUUUGUGCAGAUGUACAGGAUACAGGCCAAUAAUAGAAGGAUUCAAAACAUUUACAGAGGAAUGGGAACAGAAACAUCAUUUUGGGAAUGAUGAUAAUACUUAUGCUGGAGAAGCAGUGUGUCCAAUGGGUCGAAAUUGUUGCAAAAGAGCAUUUACGUCUAAGCCAAGUAAUUUAGUUGACACAGAUAGUUUUCUACCCUAUGAUCCAUCUCAGGAACCAAUAUUUCCACCAAAAUUGAUGAUCUGUUCAACAUUGGAUGAAGAAUAUUUGAUUUUUAAGGGAAAGAAUGUCACUUGGUAUAGACCAAAUACUCUGAAAGAAUUAAUGAGCCUAAAGAAAUGCUAUCCAGAUGCAAAAAUAGUCGUAGGAAAUACUGAAGUAGGUGUAGAAAUGAAAUAUAAAAAUUGUCGUUACUCGAGAUUGAUUCAACCAACAAAUGUUAAAGAAAUGUGGCAGAUUGUUGAAAAUGAGGGAUUAGAGAUUGGGGCAAAUAUAAGCUUAUCGGAUAUGGAAGAUCUGUUAAGACAGCAAAUAAAGACUAAACACGAAUCUAAAACCAGAAUCUUCUCUGCAAUUGUUAAGAUGCUACAUCGAUUUGCUGGAUUGCAAAUAAGAAACGUUGCCUCUGUAGGUGGAAAUAUAGUUACAUCGAGUCCUAUAUCUGAUUUGAAUCCCAUUUUUAUGGCUGCUGGUGUAAAAUUGAAUAUGGGAAGCCUAAAGUCUGGAUUCAGAAUUGUCGCAAUGGACCAGAAUUUUAUGGUUGGUUAUAGAAAAAAUUUAUUAUCCCCUGAUGAGAUUCUCAUAUCUAUUAUAAUACCAUUUUCUUGUUCGAAUCAGUAUUUCGUGGCUUAUAAGCAAUCAAAAAGACGUGUUGAUGACAUUACCAUAGUCAAUAUGGCACUGAAUGUAAAAUUUCAACCAGAAUCUAAUAUUGUAGAAGCAGUACAAUUAGCAUUUGGUGGCAUGGGACCAACUAUUAUUCUAGCUCGAAAAACAUCCCAAGCGAUGGUUGGAGAAAAGUGGAACAGCGAAUUUUUGGAUAAAGUUAUUGACAAUCUUAUAGAAGAAUUUCCAUUAGCAGGUGAUGCUCCAGGUGGAAUGAUUCUUUAUCGAAGAACAAUGACCCUUAGUUUAUUUUUUAAAGCUUUCGUAUUCGUAGCAAAACAGAAAACUUCAAUGUUGGAAAAAAUAUUUCCAGAAGCGUGGAAAUCCAUUUCUGACGAGUUUCAAUUUCAAGAACUGAAAAGCUCCAAGUAUUUCCAAGUGGUACCAGAAAAUCAGUCUUCCUGGGAUUUAAUUGGAAAACCUAUUGUACAUGCUAGUGCUUUCAAACAAGCCACUGGGGAAGCUUUAUAUUGUGAUGAUGUUCCACGAUUUAAGGAUGAAUUGUACUUGGCUCUUGUACUUUCUACUAAAGCACAUGCUAAUAUAUUAAAAAUAGAUGCUUCUGAAGCGUUAUCACUUGAAGGAGUGAUUAUAUUCCUAGAUUCUAACGACAUUCAAGAAGAUAAGAAUUUAUAUAAGCUCAUCUCACGUGAUGAACCAAUUUUUGCUUCAAAAACUGUAACGUGUCAAGGUCGACCAAUUGGUGCCAUCGUAGCAGUGGAUCAGAUUACAGCUCAGAAAGCUUCGACAAUGGUUGUAGUUGAAUAUGAAUCUCUUCAACCGAUAAUCACUAUUGAGGAUGCAAUCGCUUGCGAAUCAUUCUUUCCAGAUUACCCUAUUCAUAUUGUUUCUGGAAAUACUAAUGAAGAAUUUAGAAAAGUUGACCACAUCAUCACUGGGGAAAUACGAACAGGAGGACAGGAACACUUUUAUUUGGAAACACAUGCGACUCUUGCCAUUCCACGAGACGGAGAUGAAAUGGAAAUAUUUUGUUCAACACAGAAUCCUGCAGAUGUGCAGCAGUUGGUUGCACAACUUCUUGAUGUAACAUCAAAUAAAAUCACUGUUAGAGCUCCUAGAUUAGGAGGUGGAUUUGGUGGAAAGGACACAAGACCAGCAAUGCUUGCUUUACCAGUGGCUCUAGCUGCUUAUAAACUUCAAAAACCUGUAAGAUGUAUGUUAGAUAGACCAGAAGACAUGAUUAUGACAGGUACUCGGCACCCAUUUCUUCAAAAAUACAAAAUUGGCUUUGAUAAAAGCGGAUUGAUUAAAGUGGCCCAAGUGGAAAUGUUCCUGAACGCAGGAUGCACCCUAGACAUGUCCGGUCCAGUUUUACACCGAGGUAUGUUUCACUUUGAGAAUUCUUAUAAAAUUCCAGUCUCUAGCGUAACUGGAUACUUGUGCAAAACAAACCUCCCAUCAAAUGUUGCUUUUCGAGGAUUCGGAGGACCUCAGGGGAUGUUCCUUGCAGAAAACAUGAUUCGAGAUGUUGCAGAAUUUCUGAAUCGAGACGUGAUGGACCUGAUGGAAUUGAAUUUUUAUAAAGAAGGGGAUUUGACACAUUACAAUCAAUGUCUCAAUUAUUGCACCUUGAGUCGUUGCUGGGAAGAAUGUCUUCGCUCUUCCGAUUAUCAGAAAAGAAAUACUGAAAUUCGUCAAUUUAAUAAAACGAACAGAUAUAAGAAAAGAGGCUUAGCUCUAGUCUCUUCAAAACAUGGAAUUUCUUUCACAGAGCAGUUUCUUAAUCACGGUGGAGCACUUGUUAAUGUUUAUCUCGAUGGCUCUGUUUUGAUUACUCAUGGAGGGGUAGAAAUGGGCCAAGGAUUGCACACCAAAAUGAUUCAAGUCGCAAGUCGAAUCCUUAAACUCAACCCAAAGAAAAUUUCAGUAAGUGAAACUUCUACAGAUAAAAUUCCAAAUGCAACUACAACUGGAUCAAGUGUUAGUUCUGACAUUUACGGAAUGGCUGUUCUAAGUGCUUGUGAUAAAAUUAUAAAACGUCUUCAGCCUCUAAUAAAUGAAAACCCUGAAGGAAAUUGGGAAGAUUGUAUCCACAGAGCAUAUAUGAAAAGAAUCCCACUUUCAGCUACUGGAUUUUAUCGGACACCAGAUAUUGGAUAUUCUUUGGAAACAAAUUCUGGCACUCUAUUCAAUUAUUUUACAUAUGGAGUGGCUUGUACAGAAGUCGAAAUUGAUUGUCUAACUGGUGAUCAUCAGAUAUUAAGAACUGACAUUGUCAUGGAUUUGGGUGAAAGUUUGAAUCCAGCGAUUGACAUAGGGCAAAUUGAAGGAGCCUUCAUGCAAGGAUAUGGUUUAUUUACUUUGGAAGAACUUGUUUAUUCUCCAACUGGGACUCUCUUAAGUCGUGGACCGGGUGCUUAUAAAAUACCUGGAUUCUCAGACAUACCUCAAGAAUUCAAUGUUUCUCUUUUGAAGGGAGCACCAAAUCCCAGAGCGAUUUAUUCAUCAAAAGCUGUUGGCGAGCCUCCCCUUUUUUUGGCAUCUUCUGCAUUUUUUGCAAUUAAAGAAGCCAUUAAGGCUGGACGUGAAGAUAUGAACGUCUUUGCUAAAUUCAAAUUUGAUGCGCCUGCAACAGCUGCUAGAAUUCGUAUGGCUUGCGUGGAUGAACUGACUUCUAAAAUUGGGAAUGGUGAUGGGAAAAAAGCAUGGAAUAUUGUUCCUUAAAAAUGUUGUGGGAAUGUGAUUUUUUUAAUUUUGUAAACAUUUUUCUGAGUUUGUCUGAUAUUAAUUUUCCUGUACAGAAAGAAAAAAAUACUUUUGAAUUAAUGAAAUAUGGGCUUUAAAGCAUCAAACAGUGCUUUCACGCUCGAUCAAUUAAGAAAAAUAUAAUAAUAAUUAUCCUCAACUAAAGAUAUCAUAGACGCUGAGUCCGAUAUGAUAGAUACUGAUGGCAUUCAUCCGACAUUUUCGAACUUAUAA